Messenger RNA from Funneliformis geosporum, 1638 nucleotides. The record is from the annotation of a GenBank genome assembly. Lineage: Eukaryota; Fungi; Glomeromycota; Glomeromycetes; Glomerales; Glomeraceae.
AUGAAGAUUCAUUCGACAAUCGAAGAGUUCAUCCUUAAUGAUGUUUCAAAUUUCCUUUCUUUUCUUUUUUUAAUCAUCUUAACUUAUGUAGUACAAUUCUAUUUUCGAUAUUUUACUAGAAAAGAUAAAAUUCCGGGUCCAAUACCUUUUCCAUUGAUAGGAAACAUCGAAACAUAUCGUCCGAAUUCAUCGCAAUGGGCAAAUGAAUUGCGCAAAUCUUAUGGUGAUAUUUUCGAAGUAUAUUCGGGUGGAUUGCUUUCUUUAACCAGACAAAUUUGGAUUUCGAAUGCCAAUCUUACCAAUAAAUUACUUAAUCCUUCACUUACACAAAAUAAUUUUCCUUAUCGAACGACCGAGAAUGAAGGAUUAGAUAGAAUGGAUAUGACGAACAAAGGAAUUGUAUUUAAUCGAAAUGUAAAAACUUGGCUAUAUAAUAGAAAAAUUGUGUCGCGAGCGUUAAUGUCUCCAAAAUUUUUAAAGAAAGCUGUAAAGAAUACCGAAGAAUUAUUUUGUGAGAUGGAAAAAUAUUGGGAAAAAAUCGGAUAUCAAAAUAAAUUGAACUUGGCAAGUUGGAUGAUGAGAUUUAUGACCGAUUCCGUUUUUAUUCUAAUUACACAUACCAAAUCUUACGCUUUAUUUAAUUAUUUUAACACUUUAAAUAUUUUGAAUGAUGAUGAUGAAAAAGAAUGUAAAAUUGACAUUAUAAAAGAGUCGGAAAAAUUUGUAAAUUAUAUUAGAUUGCAUUUUGUUGCUUGCCUUUUCUUUAAAGAUACCCCAAAAUUUUUAAGGAAAAUCCUUCCAGCUAAUAGGAAAAAAUCCAAAGAAUUAUUGGAAGUCGUUGCUUGGUUAAAUAAUAAAGUGUUAGAAUUAAUUAGAGAAAGGAAGAGAGUAAUUGAAAAUGCUAAAUCAGAUGAAGAAUUAAGUGCCGACAUGUUAACUUUACUUUUAACGAUUAACAAAAAUCUCGAUCCUAAUUUUUCACAAACAACUGAAGAGGAUGUCAUGCCGAUGAGCGAAGUCGAUGUUCGAGAGAACGUUUAUGAGAUAAUUGGAGGUGGGAUUGAUACGACAUCAAACACGUUUUGUUAUGUGAUUUAUUAUCUUACCCACUAUCCUGAAGUAAAACGGAAAAUGUUACAAGAAAUCGAACAUGUCUUUGGAAAAGAUAUGAAUCACGAACUUACAUAUGAAUCCAUCAACAGGCUGAAUUAUUGCGAAGCAAUCAUUAAAGAAGUUUCACGUUUAAUGCCGACGGUUUCUGUCUUGUUUCGCGUAUCAGCAAAUCCCGAUGAAAUCGCUGGUUAUAAAUUCUCGGCAAACACACAAUUUAUGAUCAAUGUUCCGGCUGUACAAAUGCAUCCCUCUCAUUGGCAACAACCUGAAAUAUUUGAUCCUGAUCGUUUUAUGGGUAAGGAACAAUCAGUUACAAAGAAUGCACUGCUCUAUUUUGGCGGCGGUGCAAGAAUUUGCUUGGGUAAACAAUUGGCAAUUUUACAAUUGAAAGCAUUGAUGGUUUUGUUGUAUAGAAAAUAUGAUGUGGAAUUGGUGGAUAUGGUUGGAGAUAUAAAAUAUUCUUCAACGACCGUGAAUCAUUGUGAAGAAUUGAUGGUGAAAGUAAAACUAAAUAAUUCCGUUUAA